ACCUGGCCCAAAAGCCAACUAUUGCCUUAAAAUAAAGAAGAAGAAUGAGGGGGAAUGAGGGGGACUGGUUACCUAAAGAUACGGAAGCACCCGGACGACGGAGGCUGCGCACAAGGGCGCCGGCAUCACAUCCGGGGAAUCCACCGCGUAAAGGGAGGUGUCAUGGCGUCGCGCGUCGAGUGUGAAGCUGGGGAAGCUGCUGCAGAAGAAGAGCUCUCCGUGUUGGCGUCCAUCUACUGUGCAGAAGGAGAGUUCCAGCUGCUGCGGCGCUCCGCUCAGGACGGGCUGCUGGUCCAAAUCAAGCGCACCGUGGGAGCGGCGGACAGAGGGCUGGCCGUGAGCCUGUUGUUCCUUUUGCCGCCCCGUUACCCCUCCUGCCCCCCCGACAUCUCUGUCUCGUCCCCCGGUCUGUCCCGGACCCAGUGUCACGACAUUAGGCGGAAGCUGCUGGAUCACGCCGCGGCUUUGCCGCCGGAGCCGAUGGUUCACCAGCUUGUGGAGCGGUUACAGCAGUGUGUGGAGGUGAGAGAGGAGAGCCGAGGGCGUGAGGAGGAGGUGACGGAGGGAGGCGGAGACGAGCGGUGGGCCGCGGCGCUGCUGCUGGACCACAUCCGAUCGAGGCGCCGCUACGUCGGGCUCCUGCAGCGGUGGAGCUUGCAGCUGCAGCUGCCCGGGGCUUUGUUGCUGGGGCCACGGAUACUGGUUGUUCUGCGUGGAGCGAGACCGGACGUCAAGGAGUUUUGUCGCCUGUUGAAGACCGUGAAAGUGGAUGUGGAUUCUUCGGGCAGGAAAUGCAAGGAGAGGAUGAUGAAGGUUCUCAUUGAAGCCCCCAUGUCUUCCUCCUGUGAACAUGGUCUCCAGACGUUCCUGGUGAAGGAGUACAAGUCGCUACCGGAGCUGAGUGCAGCCUUCCAGGAACUCCACAUGACGGAGCUGUACGAGCUGAUCCUGCCAUUGUUAGGUGACCUGACAGCAUACGGGUCACCACAGUGACACAACACUGGGAAAACAAGGUUUCCCUAAUUGAGGAUUUAAUUUCCUGUAAUGGCAUACAUCCCAACCCUCCAGAUUUCCCGGGAGACUCCAGAUUUUCACUACCCUUUCCCCAUUUUCACAACCUGUUCCACGGAAAAGCGCUACAUCCAUGUCUGUGCCAGGAGUUUCGUCAGUAGUGCAAUAUUGAGGAUGCAAGCUGCCGUUAAAUCCCAGAGAAAAAGAAGAAGAAGAAGGUGUGCCGAGUGAAGUUAGUUUUAAGUUGGAUAUUCAACGGAUAUUUACUCCGGUCCCAACCGCCUAUCCAACUUAAAACUAACUUCACAGCGGUGAGGGACAAAUGGAGAAUAAAAGAGAAAAAUAUACAUGCACAUUCAUUAAUUUAUUAGUUCACUGUGUUACUGUGUUUGGGAAAAGCACACCAGUAAAACUCAUUCGGGCUCAUUUCGUUUCCAACAUACUGAUCUUUAUAUCCCACCCACAGCAGGAUCCUGAAACUGAAGUCACUCGAUCGAAUUAACGCCUGUCGUUUCCAACAAUAAUGUGUCACAAUAUCUUCUAUGAAGAAAAUCUGAUAUGAAUAAGUUCAAGGUGCAAAAAGUGAGUUAAAGCACCAGUCUGUAAUUUUUGUACUUUUCUGGCGGCAUCUGGUGGUAAAGUUGCAAACCGCAACCAGCUGAGCACCCGACAGGGGACACUUUAUGGUGUUGCACCGCUAAUUCCUUUUCCGGUUUCCUGCAUCGCUGGAAAUUCAACGCAAUUGCGACGUAUUCUGGACCGUUUUGUGCAACAACCGUAUUUAAUGCUGCGUUCCAUCACACCUCGGAACUCGGACCCCGGAAGUCGGGCUGGUGAUUUUGACCUCAGUGAUGCUUCAGAGUCGCAGUGGAACCGGAUCGCAGCACAACACAACGUAGCAAACAUGGAGACUUAGGCGGGGGUCGGGUCCACCGACUAUAUUUAACUCAUUCAAAGUUCAUUCAAAUUUCUGUGAAUACGUCCUUCUAAAUAUUACACACUGUUGCUUAAAGUAUAGUUUCAUGAAAUGUUUCUUUUUGCUAUAAACUGUAAAUCUUUGAUUUAAAGUUUCAAAUGUUCCCAGAGUCUGAUCUUGAUGUUUAACAAACUCGGUCCUAACUGUAAAUUGCUGCUCUGUUCGGUUCCUCUAUUUUUAAAACAACCUUCAAGGUAAUAAACCAGAGCAUGCGGCACAGUGGUGAAUUUUCUUAUGGUCAUAUACUGCAGUGCUGUUAACUGUCUUUGUACACCGGUAAAAAAUUAGAUGAAAAAUAAAAAAAAAGGUGUUGUUCACCCACAAACCUUAAGGACAACUUAAAGAACAUUAUUUUAAAAGAUAUCCCCUCAGGUGGUGAAAUGAUGGCGGCUCAGGUGAGUUGAGAUCUGGCGACUGAGCCCCCUCACCUUCAUGGAAAUGACAAACUGUUUCUUUUUGUCUCAAGUAUUCUCCUUUUUCCUGUCGGCAUAUCACUGUAGUCCGAAUAGAUGGUAGGACAUUUAAUCUGUGUUGCACCGACACGUAAACAGAUUCAUACCGUGUGGCUGCAGAGGGCAGCAGUUGUUUUUCACCACACAGAUGUUAAUAUCAAACUUCAGCACCUGUUCUUUUUGUUUUUUGUGUUCUCGGGAAGUGGAAUCAUUUAUCUUUGCACAAAUAAAAAAAGAGAUAAUU
This is a messenger RNA of Scophthalmus maximus (turbot), 2683 nucleotides long. It is a transcript of the gene rwdd3, whose product is annotated as RWD domain containing 3. The transcript is spliced from 5 exons. Gene Ontology annotation, biological process: positive regulation of hypoxia-inducible factor-1alpha signaling pathway; positive regulation of protein sumoylation. NCBI's taxonomy places the organism in Eukaryota, Metazoa, Chordata, Actinopteri, Pleuronectiformes, Scophthalmidae. Gene Ontology annotation, molecular function: protein binding. The record is from RefSeq and is a predicted model, not a curated record. Bases 55 to 993 code for a protein of 312 amino acids.